AUGUCACGUCAAGCUAGAGCAUCAGCGUUAUGUGCUACUGCAACUGCUGCAGCAGGUAUAGCAUUCUACACGCUUCCUAGCAUACAACGUACAGCGAGUCGAACACUACACCUCGACUCGCCUCUAGAGGUCGACAACCGCGCCAAGUCCCUUGGCAAUAUCACUGAUGAGUCAAGCAUGCGACUACGAAUGGAUCGAUUUGUGAAGCAAAAGCAAGCAGAAAUUGUUGCUGCUUUGGAGCAAAUUGAUGGGCAUCAUUUCAGAACAGAUCGCUGGGAGCGGAAAGAAGGCGGGGAGGGCAUCUCGUGUGUUUUGCAGGAUGGCACAGUGUUUGAGAAGGCAGGUGUGAAUGUUUCUGUGGUGUAUGGCAAGUUACCACCAGCUGCUGUUGCCAAGAUGCGUGCUGAUCACCGUGGACUGGCAGAGACAACGGUUGCCUUGCCCUUCUUUGCUGCUGGCCUCUCACUCGUUGUGCACCCACAUAAUCCAAUGUGCCCUACUGUGCAUCUCAACUACCGCUACUUUGAGAUUGAGAAUGAAGACGGCACACCGCGUGCUUGGUGGUUUGGCGGUGGUUCAGACUUGACGCCCACCUACCUCUUUGAUGAAGACGCGAUUCAAUUCCACGCUGAAUUGAAAAAGGCCUGCGAUAAGCAUGAUCGCAGCUACUAUCCGAAAUUCAAGAAAUGGUGCGACCAGUACUUCUUUAUCAAGCACCGCAAUGAAUCUCGUGGCAUUGGUGGCAUCUUCUUUGAUGACUUGGAGGAUAAAGACCCCGAAGAACUCUUCAGCUUCGUUAAAGAUGCAGCGGAUGCAUUCUUACCCGCCUAUGUACCCAUUGUCAAGCGUCGGAUUGCUAUGCCGUUUACAGAGGAAGACAAGCAAUUCCAGGCGAUCCGUCGAGGCAGGUACGUUGAAUUCAACUUGGUCUAUGAUCGUGGCACCCAUUUCGGUCUAGCGACACCCGGUGCACGAAUCGAGAGUAUCCUCAUGUCCUUGCCAUUACACGCGAGUUGGGUCUACCAGCACGUUCCUCAGGGUCCACGCGAGUCCAAAAUCAUGGAAGCUUUACAGACACCAAGAGAAUGGGUUUGA
Molecule: messenger RNA, 1095 nt
Organism: Protomyces lactucae-debilis
Lineage: Eukaryota; Fungi; Ascomycota; Taphrinomycetes; Taphrinales; Protomycetaceae
Product: Coproporphyrinogen III oxidase
Exons: 1
Coding region: 1-1095 (364 amino acids)
Cellular component (GO): mitochondrial intermembrane space; cytoplasm
Molecular function (GO): coproporphyrinogen oxidase activity
Source: RefSeq, a predicted model, not a curated record